This is a messenger RNA of Phacochoerus africanus (Common warthog), 3431 nucleotides long. RefSeq names its product CD276 molecule (gene CD276). The transcript has 10 exons. The coding region runs from base 397 to 2001 and encodes 534 amino acids. The record is from RefSeq and is a predicted model, not a curated record. Lineage: Eukaryota; Metazoa; Chordata; Mammalia; Artiodactyla; Suidae.
AGGGUGGGGGAUGGGCUGAGAUGCGAUCAGCGCCCCCUUUCAUCCGAGCUCCUGCGCGGGCCCGGACCCGGAUCAGGGGCGGGUCCCGGCCGGGUGCCCUGCCCAGCGGGCGGGCUCAAGCCUUUGCCCCAAACCACCGCUGCGGGGCCAAUCCGGCCUCUGGGGCUCACCCGGGCGGCCUUUCCGGGCCCGCGGCUUCCUCCAGCCCGCCCCGCCCCUCGGACUCCCGGGGGCCGCCCCCGACCCCCAUUCGGGCUCGGCCUCGCGGCGGCGGCGGCAACAGCGGCAGCGACUCGGCAGCGCUCCGCCGCGUCCCCGAGUCCCGGGAGUCGGCGCGGCGCGGCAGGGGCAGCCUUCCACCACGGAAAGCCCAGCUGUCAGCUGCCUCACGGGAAGAUGUGUCAACUGGGCAGCAGGCGUGUGCAUGUGGCCACCAUCCUGGGACUGCUGUGGUUCUGCCUCACAGAUGCCGCUGUGGAGGUCCGGGUCCCCGAAGACCCCGUGGUGGCCCUCGUGGGCACCGACGCCACCCUGCGCUGCUCCUUCUCUCCUGGGCCCGGCUUCAGCCUGGCACAGCUCAACCUCAUCUGGCAGCUGACAGACACCAAACAGCUGGUGCACAGCUUCGCUGAGGGCCGUGACCAGGGCAGCGCCUAUGCCAACCGCACCACACUUUUCCCAGACCUGCUGGCUCAGGGCAACGCGUCCCUGAGGCUGCAGCGCGUGCGCGUGGCUGAUGAGGGCAGCUUCACCUGCCUGGUGAGCAUCCGGGACUUGGACAGCAGCAGUGCCGCAGUCAGCCUGCAGGUGGCAGCCCCCUACUCAAAGCCCAGCAUGACCCUGGAGCCCAACAAGGACCUGCGGCCAGGGGACACAGUGACCAUCACCUGUUCCAGCUACCGGGGCUACCCUGAGGCUGAGGUGUUCUGGCAGGAUGGGCAGGGUGCGCCCUUGACCGGCAACGUGACCACGUCGCAGAUGGCCAACGAGCAGGGCUUGUUCGAUGUGCGCAGCGUCCUGAGGGUGGUGCUGGGCGCUAAUGGCACCUACAGCUGCCUGGUGCGCAACCUCAUGCUGCAGCAGAACGCUCACAGCUCCAUUACCAUCACGCCGCAUAGAAGCCCUACAGGUGCGGUGGAAGUCCAGGUUCCCGAAGACCCCGUGGUGGCCCUCGUUGGCACCGACGCCACCCUGCGCUGCUCCUUCUCUCCCGAGCCCGGCUUCAGUCUGGCACAGCUCAACCUCAUCUGGCAGCUGACAGACACCAAACAGCUGGUGCACAGCUUCGCCGAGGGCCGUGACCAGGGCAGCGCCUAUGCCAACCGCACCACACUCUUCCCAGACCUGCUGGCUCAGGGCAACGCGUCCCUGAGGCUGCAGCGCGUGCGCGUGGCUGAUGAGGGCAGCUUCACCUGCUUUGUGAGCAUCCGGGACUUUGGCAGCGCCGCGGUCAGCCUGCAGGUGGCAGCCCCCUACUCAAAGCCCAGCAUGACCCUGGAGCCCAACAAGGACCUGCGGCCAGGGGACACAGUGACCAUCACCUGUUCCAGCUACCGGGGCUACCCUGAGGCUGAGGUGUUCUGGCAGGAUGGGCAGGGUGCGCCCUUGACCGGCAACGUGACCACGUCGCAGAUGGCCAACGAGCAGGGCUUGUUCGAUGUGCGCAGCGUCCUGAGGGUGGUGCUGGGCGCUAAUGGCACCUACAGCUGCCUGGUGCGCAACCCCGUGCUGCAGCAGGACGCUCACGGCUCCGUCACUAUCACAGGGCAGCCCAUGACAUUCCCCCCCGAGGCCCUGUGGGUGACUGUGGGGCUCUCCAUCUGUCUUGUCGCACUGCUGGUGGCCCUGGCCUUCGUGUGCUGGAGGAAGAUCAAACAGAGCUGUGAGGAGGAGAAUGCAGGAGCUGAGGACCAGGACGGGGAUGGAGAAGGAUCUAAGACUGCCCUGCGGCCUCUGAAACACUCAGAAAGCAAAGAAGAGGAUGGACCAGAAAUAGCCUGACCAUGCGGACCAGGUUGCUGCUGCCCCUGCCCUGGGGCUCCCACCCCUGGCUGCACUGGAACCUCCAUGUGAGCUCUGGGCUGGGGGCUUCCUUGCCCCCACCAGAUGGCUCCCCCUCUGGUGGGUCUACUCAUUCUGCAAAGGACACGAUACACAGACCACCCCGCAGCCUUAUCUCUCUGAUGGACGGGAUUCUCAAGUCAUCCUGCUGCCUUAUUUCUCCCGUGACACGAUACAGAAAUCAUCCUGCUGCCUUAUUUCUUAGGGACACGAUACACAGACCUCCCCACCACCUUAUUUCUUCAAUGGAUGCGCUAUACGGAUCGUCUGGCUACUUUCUUUCUCCAAGGAUGUAAUGCGCAGUCACCCUUUGCCUUGUUUCUGCCAUGGCCCAGAACCACCAGUUAUCACCUCUCAGCCUUUUCUCCCACCUGCCCCUGAUCCCACCUCUUCAGACAGGGCCACUGCAGCCUUAGCAUUUCCUCGAAUCUCGCGGCAUCUCCUCCUUCUCUGGCCCCCGUGUUAGCCUUUUCUCUCCCCCCCCCUCCCCCCUGGCAGACAGAGACACGCAGGUGUACGUGCUGGAACACGUGAGGACCUCUCCUGGCCCCGGCUCUUCUGUGACGCCCUGGGCUGUGCCCUGUGCGCCCCGCCUUCUGCCCGCCCUCCCCACCGGAAGCUCGUGCUGGUCACACUGGGUCUCUGGGCAGCCGCGUGGGCCCCCUUGGGGUCAACUUCUGUCCCUCUGCUUUUCCUGCCGUUCAUUUACUCAUUCAAGUAACAGCCACGGAACACGGACGGCUGUCAUCCCUGGGUUAGGUGGUGGGGACCCUGCAUGAGAAGACAAGCCCCGCCCUUAAGGAGCGCACCUCUCAGCUGGGAAAGAGGUUCAGGAGGGGGAAGAGGUUCAGGAGGGGGCUCCUGCCUCACUCCCUGCUGUCCCCCUCUUCUGUGCCCAGACUUCCCUAGACACCUCACCCCUGUCCCAUCCCUAACCUUUACCCAAGCAAAGGGUUGGGGCAGAAACCUGGAGAGACAGAGGUUCUCGCCCCAACGGGAGAAUCUGAUGAUUUCCAAACGUGUCUUUCUAGGCAGGAGCAGGUGGGCAGGCAGCCAAGGCCCAGCAGACUCCGGGGAACUGAGAGCCACAGCCCAGGGGAAGCCUGGGGCCGCUCCUCAUUGGCUGGAGCCUGGGGGCAGGGACAGCCCUCCCCCCUCCCCAUGGUGCUAUGCUGGGGUUGGGCAGACACUUCCUGGCUUGUCUCUGGUGGGUCCCCAGCCUUCGGUGGAGAACACUGAUGAUCGAUCCCGCUGACAUCCCUCCCUUCGCCACGAGUGGAAGACGUGGGAUUUCUUAUUUAAAUGUGGGACUCUGAGGAAUUUUGUUAACUGGGGGUGUAUUUUGGGAAAAAUAAAUGCCUUUGUAGAAA